Aspergillus pseudonomiae is the source of this 899-nucleotide messenger RNA. RefSeq lists its product as uncharacterized. Bases 169 to 534 code for a protein of 121 amino acids. NCBI's taxonomy places the organism in Eukaryota, Fungi, Ascomycota, Eurotiomycetes, Eurotiales, Aspergillaceae. The transcript has 2 exons. The record is from RefSeq and is a predicted model, not a curated record.
GCACUCGCAAGUAACAUUAGAUCAUUAAAUUUCCUCACUUUUGCUACGGCAAUCCGAGAUUACAUGUGCGAGGCCUUUUGAAAAGAGUGGCUCUGUAAAUGCCUGUGUAUGUAAUAAUCUUUUAUCAUUUGUCGGCAAGGAUACAGCGCAACCAUACCAAAGACGCCCAUGGACGAGCUCGCCUCUUUCCUGAAAACUGCGAGUUGGAAGAAAGGUGAUAGGGAAUUAUAUUUUUGUGAUGACCCUGGCCUUAAACCGGUUCUGGUGAGAGCAACGAAGGAUUUCCCAGACUACCUUCGUGGGUAUGGCUUCCAAGCAUGGAAAGUCAUGGAGGAUGCAGAGAUAUUGGAGAAGGAAGGCAUCGGGAAAAAAGGAUAUAUCAUUCCGGUCGCUACUAUUACUGGCCAACCCAGACUUCUGUCAGAACCGUCGCAGCCGCUUCUCCAUCCUAACGACCCCAUCGCCUUUGAACGAGAGCCUCGUAUAACGCCUGCAUUAUUCCUUAUCCUAGCAUUUCCUCCAUCUUCUGCCUGAUAUAGACAGUUAAGUCAUCAUACUUCUUGCCGAUAACAUAUGCCCCUCCAUUUCUACGAGUAGCCCAGAAUAGGGCGCGCAUGGAGAAAGUGGUACUUGCAGGGUGGAUAUAUCCACACGUUGGCUUGUGUCAAAAAGAAAUGUCUGUGGGAAAUCCGCUGGUGUAAAAGUUGUCGCGAGUUGGUAUGGGUAUAAUUGAGGAUGAUCACCAGGUAUCAUAGCUGAUGGUGAGGCGUAUACUUGGGGGUAAUCUGCGGGAAUCAGCGCAGCGGGUGUUUCCAUGUCUACCUGUGCGUUGGUCUGCUGCUGCUGCAUAUCGAUAACCAUUUGUGGCGCUUGGCCUCGAGGCACGUGGAUGGGUAGAA